This is a messenger RNA of Funneliformis geosporum, 1320 nucleotides long. The record is from the annotation of a GenBank genome assembly. NCBI's taxonomy places the organism in Eukaryota, Fungi, Glomeromycota, Glomeromycetes, Glomerales, Glomeraceae.
AUGGCAAAAAAUAUAAGAGAGGAAAUUAAAGAAUUGAUUCAGCAAUUUCAAACUAAUUAUCAGGAAGGAAUUGAUUAUGAAUCCGCUAGUGGAAGUGAAGUUGCCAAGUUAGGAGUGGAACAUAUUCGUAUUCUUUCACCUCGUUUGCGACAGUAUUGUCGAGAGAGAUUUCAUUUUCCGCCUGGUGUUAGUGACUAUUUGGAUUACUAUAAGGAGAACCAACAGGAAGGGGCUAUUUUUUAUCGAACCUCAAAAACAAACGAAUAUGAAUAUUUUUGCGAAAAAAAUACCCAAAUAAAAGAAAAAUUAUUGCGAAAUUUGGAUAAAAUAUGUUUAGACCCGUUGGGUGAAUUGGCUAAUGCUGAAUUGUUAAAAUCCGACCAAGCGAUAAAAAAUUAUGAUUUAUCGAACUUGAAUGAUUAUAAAGCGUGGUUAAAAAAAGUUCAUUCGCUAGAAAUAGAAGGAGAGGAAAUAUUUUUAGAAAACUCUAUCCCUAUCGGUUCAUAUGAUUAUCAAGUAAUCAAAAGAGCAUUUAAUGGAGAGAAAGGAAUAAAAGAAUGGGACCAAAUUGAAGGAUUAUUAAAAGAUGAUAAUAGAGAAUUAAAAAAUUUAAAAAUCAUUUUCCAAAAAUUAAAUAUUAAAAAAAUAACUUUUGAAAGUGGCAAAUUAACUAUUGAAUAUAAUAAUAACCAAGUUAUCUCGGUUGAAACAAACACUAAUAACCAAGAUUUUCAAGCAUUAAAAAAAUAUUGUCAAGAGCAUAAUAAAAAAGAAAUUGACCGAAAAAAGUUAGGUAUUAGUUCUGAUAAUUCAACCAAUUCUUCCCCCUCUAACCCUAAUAAUAAUCACUCCUUAGUUGUCGGUUUUGCCCUCGGAGCCGGAGCAGCAUUCGAGGAAAUGUUUGGAGUGCGGGUCAAAAAAGUUCAUACUAGUCGCCAAAAACCAGUGCUUCACAAAGUUCGUUAUCUCCAAAAAUCUCCGACUAGGAUUUAUACUAAACUUCGCAAAAAAGCAUUUGUUAAAUUAAUGCCGGAACUUAAAAUACCAAUUCCGUAUGUUAUUCUCUGUGCUAUAAUAUUACUUUUGAUAGGAUUUUUAAUUGCUUAUGUUGUUAUCAACUAUUUUGUUAAGAAACAAGUCCGAAAAAUGCAAGAACAAAUGGAAUCACUCGAUAAAGACCAAAUAAGAAGCACUUUGUCUUCACUCGGUCAAAGGCCUUCGGAAGAACAAAUAAACCGAAUUAUUAACUUAACCGAAAGUGCUAAAAAAAAACGAGAAGAGUUAAAAGUUCAAAAACCAAGAAAGAAGAAAACUAAAUAA